GAGCCAUUUUGCCUCAGGCUGCCCCCGCCCGGCCUCCACCGGCUCCUCCGCGCGCCGCCGCCCGCCCCGCUCGCCCCCUCCACCGCAGGGCCGCCCGGGCCCGCCCGCCCCGGCCCCCCCAUGGGGCUGACGCACGGCAGGUGCGGCGCGCCGUCCGCCGGCCCCGGGCCCGAGGGCGCGGACGGCAGGCCCCUGGUCCUGGAGUCGUCCCUCAUCUUCGACGACGCCACCAUGAGGAGGUACGUCCCGGCGCCGGUCUGCAAGAGGUUCCUCGAGGACACCGUGUCUGGGGAUCCCACCAGCGAGGAGGACCAGCGGGCCAUCGCAGACGGCCUGUUCCGGUGGGCGCGGGAGAAGGGCUGCACCGACUUUGCCCACUGGUUCUUCCCGGUCCGCGGCGGCGGCGGUGCCGUGGGCGGUGCCGUCGGCGCCCUCAAGAUGGACACACUGGUCGACCUCGACUUCAAGUCGGGGAGCGCGAUCAAGCCCUUCUUCGCGACGCUCCCGCACGAGCGCCUGUUCCAGGGCGAGACGGACGGCUCCUCGUUCCCCAACGGCGGCCUCCGCGUGACCCACUCCGCCGCCGCCUUCACGGUGUGGGACCGGACGUCGCCCCCGAUCAUCUCGGGCACCACGCUCCGCAUCCCGUGCUCCUUCCUGACGCAUUUCGGGAAGAGCAUCGACGACAAGACGCCGCUCCUGCGCUCGCAGGACGCCGUUAGCGCCCAGGGGAUGCGCCUGCUGAGGGCCCUGGGGCUGGCGUCCGACGCCAAGUGCCUGCGCUCUUACCUGGGUUGGGAGCAGGAGUUCUUCGUGGUCUCUGCCGACCUGUACAAGAAGCGUCCAGACCUCGUCAACACUGGCCGCACGCUGUUCGGUAAGCUGCCCACCCGCGGCCAGCAGAUGGAUCUCAACUACUUCGCCCCCGUCCCCGAGCUCGUCGACAAGAUGAUGGCGGAGGUUCAGCAGGAGAUGCUGAGAACGGGCACCCCGAUGGCAGUCCGUCAUAACGAGGUGGCGCCAGGGCAACACGAGAUGUCACCGAUCUUCGGAAUGGCCAACUGGUCUGCGGACAACAACGUGUACUUCAUGGAGGCCUGUAACAGGAUUGCGUCCAAGUACGGCCUGAUGGUGCUGUUUCACGAGAAGCCGUUCGCUGGCAUAAACGGCAGCGGCAAGCACGCGAAUUGGUCUGUCGGCACCGACACAGGCAUCAAUUUCUUUUACCCCGGCAAGACAGACGAAGCACGCACCAUCUACACUGCGGCCCUGGCCUGCCUCUCUCACGGAAUCAUGCAGUACAACGAGAUGUUGCGAUGUGCCGUGGCACACGCGGGCAACGACCAUCGCCUCGGAGCCCAGGAGGCGCCCCCCGCCAUCAUCUCGCUCUACCCUGGCACUGGCUUCGAGGCGCACGUGGACGCGGUUAUCGCAGGAGGCCCCCUGAAUGAGUUCAAGGCCGAGAAGAAGCAGCAGCCCACUGGCUGCAAGGCUUCUAUGGCGGUCGAGUCCAACGUCGAGGACCGCAACCGCACGGCGCCCUUUCCCUUCUGCGGCAACCGCUACGAGUUCCGCGCAGUCGGUUCCUCGCAGAACUGCUCUUUCCCGGUGAUGAUCUGCAACACAAUAAUGGCCGCGGGCAUGAGUGCGCUCUCCGAGAAGAUCGAGGGCGGCAUGAAGGCGCGUGAUGCCGUGGCCGAGAUGUAUAAGAAGAACCGCGACGUCAUCUUCACGGGCAACGGCUACUCCGCCGAGUGGCCAGCCGAGGCGGCCAAGCGCGGUCUCCCAAAUCUCAACACGACACCGAAGGCCAUCAAGCAUUGGGCCUCGAGCAAAAACAUCGAGCUUUUCGAGAAGAUGGGCGUCUUCUCCAAGGAGGAGACCGAAUCCAGGGUUGAGGUUAUGUACGAGGCCUACAAUACCACACUCAGCGUCGAGGUCAGCACCAUGGUCGAUAUGGUCAAAACUGGAUUCAUGCCGGCUUUUGCACAGGACUUAGCCUUGUACAAGGACGCCCACGACUUAUUGGGCGAUCGCAAGAAGUUGUACGGUUCGGUGAAGACCGAGACCGAGAAGCUGGAGAAGAUGUUGACUCAGGUUCCUCACGGUGAUCUGGCUGCAGAGGCCGAGUACCUGUGCGACAAGGUAAAGGAUCAGAUGGCCAAGGUGCGAUCGUUGGUCGACGAUGCCGAGGGCAUGUUGGAUAAGAGGCUCUAUCCGUAUCCGACCUACGAGUCCAUGCUGUACCACCACCACCACUGAGUUCGAGUCGCAGCCUUUGCAAGACUGCGUGCCAGUCCCUCCUUGCAGAUGAUGUGCCCCACCGCUCAUCGCUGUGUCUCGUCCCCACCAUGUUUUCCACACUCUCUAUCCUCCCUGCAGUGCUGGCCGUGUUUGCCUUCCUGGUGGAGCCAGGGCUCCCAGAAGGGAUUCUGGGCGACGUUCGUCGGGCCUGAGGCCGUGACGGAUUCUGUGCUGGAGUUUUGGUGCCUCGGUGGAGCCGAGAGCCCGCGGCCAAGCCCGGGGGCUCGUCGUAGAAGCUGGCCCCCGCUGCUGCUCGCCGCGCCCCGAUCCAGCACGCUCUGCGGCCAGCCUGGAGGGCUGACCGUCAAAGUGCGCUCCGUGCUCACCGCGUGCUCCAGCGGCAAGCACUGAGCAGUGCCGUGCAGUGUCGAGCGCUGCGUGCCCGGAUGGCCAGGGCGGCACCGAACCUCAUUUGAGAGCACGCCCUCAGCGAAACACCUUCGAGUCGAGGUGCCAAGUCCCCGCCGCGGCCAAAGAGAGGGACAAAAAGCAAAAUAGCCUGGCGAAGGACCC
Molecule: messenger RNA, 2817 nt
Organism: Prorocentrum cordatum
Lineage: Eukaryota; Dinophyceae; Prorocentrales; Prorocentraceae
Source: the annotation of a GenBank genome assembly